Messenger RNA from Botrytis byssoidea, 519 nucleotides. RefSeq lists its product as uncharacterized. The record is from RefSeq and is a predicted model, not a curated record. The transcript is spliced from 2 exons. NCBI's taxonomy places the organism in Eukaryota, Fungi, Ascomycota, Leotiomycetes, Helotiales, Sclerotiniaceae. Bases 1 to 519 code for a protein of 172 amino acids. Gene Ontology annotation, biological process: proteasome assembly.
AUGACCGCGCUCACCACCCCCAAAAACUUUCCCCCCAUCUCAGAAAUCCUCCCAUCCCCCUUCCCCGCCGGUUCCAAAACCGCUUCUGCGAAAGUAAACGGCAUAGAUACCAACGUAACCUGCAUGUAUUUUGCCGACAAAUUUCUGAUUACCAUCACCCAAGGCGGGAGAUUAGGACAAUGGAUCCAAAUCCCGCUUACUUCUGCAUCUCCUACGUCGUACGAUACGUCGAUACCUCUUCCUUCAGCCUCGAAUGAUACCGGAAAUGGAGGGGGAAAUAUGAUACUCCCGCUUGAACAUCUCACCCCACGAACAUUACUUGGGGCGGGUGGAGAGAAGAGAGAGAGGAUUGGCCAUUUGUAUGCGAGUCAGAUCGGGUCGAUGAUCUUAGGACGGGAUCCAGAGGAGAGGAGGACGAUAUUGGUAGGGUUGGGAUUGGAGUUGGCCGAGAAAGAGGCGAGGGAGGGAGAGAGAGACGGCUAUUUUGAUUUGUUGGAAUUGGUUCAGGGGGUUUUAUGA